ACCCCACGCACAUUCUAAACGCAGUUCAUUUUUUGAACCUAAAAAGUCAAAACCCUCACCUGUGACAAAAAAAAAAAAAAACCCAACGCCCACAAAAUUCAAUUUAUCUUAAUCAUCUCUAACCUAUUCGAUUCCCAUUCAAGACCUCCUUUUAUAUCUUCCUUCCCCUGUAUCUCAGAUGUCGCAACAGAAGGAGGAUAUGCCUGUUGACGCCAAGGAUAUAAUAAACGAUAAUCAACAUCAAGAUGUUCAGGACACAGUAGUUUCAGAUGAUGAUGUUAUAGACUACUCAGUCAAACCCGAGUUCUAUGAUCCAAAUCUUGAUGAUAAAGAUCAAUUGUGGAUUCAAAAGAAAAGAAAAGGUCAAUAUUCGGAUGCAGUGCUUAGCUGUCCUGCCUGCUUUACAACUCUGUGCCUAGAGUGUCAAAGGCAUGAGAAAUAUGUGACCCAAUACCGAGCAAUUUUUGUAGUUAAUUGCAAGAUCAAGAAAGAGCAAGUAUCAGAAGAAGGAAGCUUGAAAAGGAAACGAGUUAAAAAAGGUGGUUCAGUCGAUAAUGAGUUGUCUAGUCCCGUUUGUUGUAUGGUUUGUGAGACCGAGGUUGGGGUUAUUGAUGAAGACGAGGUCUACCAUUUCUACAAUGCUCUUCCAAGUGAGUGUUGAUAGUCAUGGGAAUUUCCUUCAAUAUUAGAAAUCAAUCAGAGAAGGCUUGUAGAACUUUUAGGCUCUUCAGAAGUUACUUCAAAAAUUAUGUCUUAGUAAUAUCAUUGAUAUAUGUUGUAACUAAUCUAGAUGGACUCAGAUUGUAACUUUGACCCCGGUAAUAGUCUUAGCCUGUAGUGUCCCAAAACCUGGAUUGUUCCUGGUUUUGGGUGGGAUGAGUUCAACUUGGUCCUAACUGCACUUUGUUAUUUUAUGGAAGGACAAAGUAUUGCAUACAAGCAAUAAGAUGAUCUACAUAUGUUAAA
Messenger RNA from Erigeron canadensis, 966 nucleotides. RefSeq names its product E2F-associated phosphoprotein. Gene Ontology annotation, biological process: positive regulation of cell population proliferation. The transcript is spliced from 4 exons. Gene Ontology annotation, cellular component: nucleus. Bases 179 to 661 code for a protein of 160 amino acids. The record is from RefSeq and is a predicted model, not a curated record. Lineage: Eukaryota; Viridiplantae; Streptophyta; Magnoliopsida; Asterales; Asteraceae.